Cherax quadricarinatus is the source of this 2870-nucleotide messenger RNA. RefSeq lists its product as uncharacterized. The record is from RefSeq and is a predicted model, not a curated record. Lineage: Eukaryota; Metazoa; Arthropoda; Malacostraca; Decapoda; Parastacidae.
AGCGGGGGAGAGUAACUUGUGCACCACUCACAGUGAAACCAGCAGUGUAAGAGAGACUGCACAUUACGCCCUGUGAGAGUACAUACACACACAUAUACACACACACAGUGAGCAUGUACUCCCUCGCUCUGCUGGCCUUGACCGCUCUGGCGGCUACUGCAGCCUUCACAUAUCCUGUAAGAGAUGAACGCAGGUCUCAGAUACGUAGGCAAGACUUCGGCCAGCAGUACCCCACACCCGUCGGUGGCGACUACGACAGCGACUACGUCCCCGAGAAUGAGGAGGAAGGGAUGCAGCACCACUUCCAGCAGAGGAUGGUGGAGGCCGUCACUCCUACAGCACCUACAGUUGACGAACUGGCUGACAGGAAGGAGUGGGCCAAACUUAGCGUCUUGGAACGCCUCCUGGCCGCUCUGGGCAAAGACUUCCAUAGAGAACUUCCCCGGGGUUUGACCAACGACACGCUGGCUACCGUGCCCACAGAUAUCAACAUUACCAGCGAAGAUUGCUCAGACAAAUACAUGAGGUGCUCCUCGCAGGCCUUCUUCGCCUCCUGUGACAUUCCCCGUAAUACCGACCCAGAAAUCUGGCCUCAACACUUCAACCUCUACUUCAAUCUUUCCACCGACUUCGAGAGCGAAGUGAUCAACGCCACUCUACGACUUUUUAAGAACAACUCUCCACCUCUCCAGUACCAAAAGACCUUGCUCGUCAGUGCCUAUGUCUAUACCAAGAGCCUUACCCGUAAACGCUCCAAGAAGACUAAGGUGGAUGUCACCGAGGUGCCCAGCGACUACGUGGGUUAUGUGCUCCUGACCGUGGACAAGAUGGCGAAACGGUGGAAGCGACAGAAGAAUAAUCACGGCCUUCUUAUUACCGUCAGUGACGUCGACGAAACCCCUUGGGAUGCCUCACGUCUUUUCGUCACAAUGGACUGCAACUCCAGUAACGUCAGUUUGGUACCAUUGCCCUUCGAGGUACAAACUGACGAUGAAGAUCAACGCUUCCCUGCCAUCAGCCUGGUCUUGGGCACCCCACAAGACGAAGGGGAAGCCAACCCACCCUCCCCCAGACCCCUGCCUGUUGUCCUCCCUGAAGGCGUCACUAUGGACGUCCAGUCCGAAAAUUCCAAUAACUACCUACUGGGCAGUGAAUAUCCAUUAGGCAUAGAUUACCCACUGGUCACCAACCAUCAUUCCUCCACUAGUCAAACCCACCACCAUCCCAACCCUGGCAACUACGACACUGACAUUCUGCACGAAGAUUGUCAUGACGAGGUCGAAAGCGAAAUAAAUCCAAGAUUUCAUGGUACACAGGAGACCCUGACGGGUAACAGUCGCGGCGGCAGUGUGUUUGAGCGCGGGUGGUCAGGAGAGAGGGGUUCAUCAGGAGAGUCUUGGAGUCAACCAACGCCGGCAUCUGAGGAAGCCCGCAGCCAGCGACAGCGAGGAGCCACCAAAGAAAGGCGACACCGUAAGAAGCACCGCCAACACCAUCGCCGCGGCUUGGAACGACGCAAUUCGCAUGUGUGAGGCGUUCAACUUCGCCUCUGAACCCUCAGGAAGCUAGGAUUCGGCGGCGCUGCUGCCCGGUCCAACACUACGUCCUACCUGAGUCCCGCCCUGUACAUAGCAUUGCUGAUGCUCCAGUUCCUUGUCUCGGUUUAUUUAUGAGAGUGAGUGAGUCUUUUUUAUGAGUUAUGGGAGAAAAUGUUCCUGAGCCCGAAAAGUGUUUAUGCUGAGCACUGAACGCUCAGUUGUAAUAUUAGUAUGUGUGUGUAUGUUAAUGUUUGGUGAGUGACGAUGAAGCGUCUGAAGACGAGCCACAUUGCCAAGCUCUAGAGGUCCGCGUCUUCUGGUACUGUAUGAAUGGAGCCCAGAUGGCCAAGGGUCACUGUGACCUAGAAGUGUGUGUGUGUGCGUGUGUACUCACCUAUAUGUACUCACCUAUAUGUGGUUGCAGGGGUCGAUUCAUAGCUCCUGGCCCCGCCUCUUCACUGGUCGAUACUAAUUCACUCUCUCCCUGCUCCAUGAUAUUUGUCAUACCUCUUCUUAAAGCUAUUUAUGGAACUUGCUUCCACUACUUCACUCUCCAGAUUAUUCCACUUCCUGACAACUCUAAGACUAAAGAAAUACUUCCUAACAUCCCAAUGAAUCAUCUGGGUUUUCAAUUUCCAAUUGUGUCCCCUUGUUUCUGUAUCCCAUCUCUGAUGUGUGUGUGUGUGUGUGUGUGUGUGUCUGUGUGUGUGUGUGUGUGUGUAUGUAUGUGUGUGUGUGUGUGUGUGUGUGUGUGUGUGUGUGUGUGUGUGUGUGUGUGUGUGUGUGUGUGUGUGUGUGUGUGUGUGUGUGUGUGCGUGUGUGUGUGCGCGUGUGUGUGCGCGUGUGCGUGCGCGUGUGUGCCGUUGUGCGUGCGCGUGUGUGUGCCGUUGUGCGUGCGCGUGCGAGUGUAUGGUGUUCAGUGUUGUGCUGUGUCUCACCACACUGCACGAGUGUGACCACGCCCGGCUUGCCGGUGUCUCGUGGUAGAAUCACAUUCCAAGUCAGUUUGUUCAAGUCAAUUCGUGUACCUUGACUAACAUGUGCCAUACGCCAAGUCAUUUAAUACUAAGAUUUGUUUACGGGCAAGAGUGUUGGCAUCGUGUUGAGCAGCCAGUGUGCAGCGGACUUCCAGGUGGAUAUGAAUAACCCAGGUGUGCAAAAUUUACCUUGAGUGUACAACGAUACUCCUGGAUAAUGAACAACUAAAUCUAUGGAUGCAAAACUCUUCCCCCAGGUGCGCAACAACCUCCCCGGGUAUACAACAAUCUCCCCGGGUAUACAACAAUCUUCCCGGGUGUGCAACCAUCUCCCCGGGUGUGCAACAACCCACUG